Messenger RNA from Huiozyma naganishii CBS 8797, 1698 nucleotides. RefSeq names its product NADH-ubiquinone reductase (H(+)-translocating) NDE1 (gene NDE1). Gene Ontology annotation, molecular function: NADH dehydrogenase activity. The record is from RefSeq and is a predicted model, not a curated record. Lineage: Eukaryota; Fungi; Ascomycota; Saccharomycetes; Saccharomycetales; Saccharomycetaceae. Bases 1 to 1698 code for a protein of 565 amino acids. The transcript has a single exon.
AUGAUAUCCAGAGGUCCACUGUUGAAGACACUGGGUACUGUGAACCCAGUGCUCAAUAAUGUCCUGUUGAGGUCAACUGCCAAUAAUAUUCGUUAUAAUGCUGUAACAAAAGGGAGCAGACUUUUUUCGAGAAGUGCUAUUGCCCUCAAUUCACAACCCGUUGUGAAAAAACCACUGUACAGGAAAGCUGGUAAAUUUUUAUGGAAGUCAACUCUAUAUUUGUCCCUACUGGGGGUCUCAUACUUCGGUUACUCGCUGUACAGGGAAACAAACCCUGCAAAGACAGCUCCACAGGCGACUACUUUCUCCAAUGGGUCUCCUAGAAAGACCAUUGUCAUCUUGGGGUCCGGGUGGGGGGCAAUUUCGCUGCUGAAGUCAUUGGAUACCACCCAGUACAACGUCGUGGUGGUGUCGCCAAGAAACUAUUUCUUGUUCACCCCAUUGUUGCCAUCCACACCCGUCGGGACAGUCGAACUGAAAUCUAUAGUCGAACCGGUCAAAUCAAUCACUAUGCGGUCCAGUGGGGAAGUCUCGUACUACGAAGCAGAUUGUACAGAUAUUAACACCAAGAAGAAAACAGUUAGAAUCCAGCCCGUAGCCCGUGGGAAGGAUGUCCCCGAAGUACCAGAAAUGAACCUCAACUACGACUACCUGGUGAUCGGUGUAGGGUCGCAACCUACCACUUUCAACAUCCCGGGUGUCUACGAACAUUCCUCGUUUCUGAAGGAGAUUGGCGACGCUCAGGAGAUCAGGUUGAAAAUGAUGAACAGUAUCGAAGAGGCAGCACUACUUUCCCCAGACGACCCAGAGAGGGCAAGGCUGCUAAGCUUCGUCAUUGUUGGGGGUGGGCCCACGGGUGUAGAGUUUGCCGCUGAGUUAAAGGACUACGUCGACCAAGAUUUGGCUAAAUGGAUGCCUGAAUUGAGUAAAGAGAUUAAAGUCACACUCGUGGAAGGUAUGCCACACAUCUUGAGCAUGUUUGACAAGAACUUGAUUGACUACGCGGAGAAACUGUUUAAGAAGGAACAAAUCAACUUGAAAUUGAAGACACACGUACAGGCAGUCACCCCAACGAAAGUUCUAGGUAAAAACGCAGACAGUAACAAAAUUGAGGAGAUAAGUUAUGGUGUUCUAGUAUGGGCUACGGGGAACGCGCCGCGUGACGUAGUAAAGGAUCUGAUGAACAAAUUACCUGAACAGAACUCAAGACGUGGUCUUUUAAUCAACGACAAAUUGCAACUGUUGGGUGCAGAAAGUUCAGUGUUUGCCAUCGGUGACUGUACUUUCUUCCCAGGGCUGUUCCCCACGGCCCAAGUCGCCCACCAGGAGGGGAAAUACUUGUCAACUGUGUUCAACAAGUUGCACAAAAUUGACCAACUGGAAUGGAGAGUCCAACAACAAAAGACCCAAAACGCUUCAACGGAGAUUAUAAAUAAACUACAGGGCAACAUCAAGAAAUUGAACGACCUGAUCGUCCCCUUCAAGUACCACCAUAUGGGUUCGUUGGCCUACGUCGGUAAAGAUAAGGCCAUUGCCGAUAUCCCAAUCGGCGGCUCGAAUAUCACAUCUGCAGGGUCCUUCACUUUCCUAUUCUGGAAGUCGGCCUAUCUAGCCAUGUUUGAGUCAUUCAGAAACAGACUGCUGGUGGCGUUAGACUGGACUAAAGUGUUCAUCACGGGGAGAGACUCGUCAAUUUGA